Messenger RNA from Alternaria ethzedia, 1527 nucleotides. RefSeq lists its product as uncharacterized. Lineage: Eukaryota; Fungi; Ascomycota; Dothideomycetes; Pleosporales; Pleosporaceae. Bases 1 to 1527 code for a protein of 508 amino acids. The record is from RefSeq and is a predicted model, not a curated record. The transcript is spliced from 2 exons.
AUGGAUUGCACUGGCUCAGCCUUAGCCAACGCCGAUGUCAAGUUUAUCGCAUCACGCAACACGCAACUCAGAGAAGUCCUUCUGCACAAGGCAUCGAACAUCAGCGACAAAGGCAUUGUUGGAGUUCUUCAAAAUUGUGCUUCGGUAUCCAUAAUAAGGGUCUCCGGAACCGAGCAUAAACCAGGACCUGUAGCUGGAAACUUCGCCGGGUUUCUCAACCAGCCAGACAUUGUCAAUUCGCGUACGAACCUCAGAGCUAUCUAUCUUGAAGACCAAUCGACAGAUGAGUUGGUGAUCAAAGGUGUCUCCAAGAAAUGGCGUAAUCUCGUCAUCUCCACCGCAACCAUUGUGGGAGGCCGUGUGCAGUCGUGCUAUUGGCUUGGGGGCAAGCGGUUGAAAGGGGGAGAAGAAAGGGCUAUUGAACACAUGGGAUAUCCGCUGCCAAACGUAGAUGAAGAUACAACAUCACUAGGCAGGGGCUCAUCGGAGCACGAACAGUCGAACGCCAACGCUUCGCGCCAAGCGCCCUCGAGAUCCGUCCAGGCCGAUGUUGACAUGUCCGAUAUACCAGAAGGAAACAAUUCCGACGACAGUGAAGCGGAGAGUGACGGCGAGGAAGAAGAAGAGGGUAGCGAACUCGAAGAAGACGAAGAAGAAGACGACGACGACGAAGACGACAACGGCAGCGAGUGGGAAUCAGACGACAGUGAUGAUAUUGAUGACCCUGAGGAGGAGGCAUACUUCCGUGACAUAUACCUCGGUCGUCGUACUGAACCAGUGUACGAACCGUACGAAUCCGCUGACGUCCCACCUUCGAGGAUGCUGUACUACGGUUCGAAGGAAGCCUGGGAGACUCGAGGGCUUGCCGACAUCAAACGUACUGGUAUCCAAAAGAUACACUUCACCGAUGACCUCUGCGUCACUGACAUACAUUUCAACACUAUAGCAGCUGCCUCUCCCGAAUUUCGCAAAUCCUUGCGCACCAUUGGUUGCGGGAAUGGGGCCGUUUCCGACGCAGCUGUGGCCAACCUCACGCGCGCCGUCCCAUCUCUCAGGGAUAUCUACUUCAGCGAAACGCGCAGCCUCACCGACAAUGCGAUAACCUCCAUCGUCAGGAACUGCCCCGGAAUUGAGCGCAUAGCUAUAUCCGGUGACGACAGGUCGUCGGGCAGCGUCAACUGCCGUGGUCUGGUAGAUGUGCUGGCGGACACGACAGUUGCGAAGAAACUGAGGCAUUUGGAACUAUGGGAUCAAAGACUCCAUAUGAAGAGCGUCAAGAAGAUUUCGAAAGCGAGGCCAAGAAUGGCUAUCGUAGAUGGUGAGACUGUGGGGGAUAGUAUGGCCGCGCAGAUGGUUGCCGCGCAGACUGGUGGCGGGUAUAUGCAUGUCUAUCUUGGUGGGUAUCCAGUAGAUACCGGUGGUGGUUUUGGACCUGAAGACUUUGGAUUAGACGGUCUUGAGUUCGAGGAGUUUGGAUAUGGAGGACAUGGAGAUUUCGAUUCUGAUGGCAUGGAUGAUUACAUGUAA